AUGGAUUUAAAGUCAACCCUUCUGGUUGUUGGAGGAUCUGCAUGCUCGUUCAAACUGCUGAACACCAUCAUCAGAUUCCUUCCAACACCAGAAAGUGCACGCAUGAAAUCCUGGAGGUGGAGGAAUAUCAGCACUUCUCUGGCUCACAGCUCGCUGACAGGACCAUGGGCUGUUUUAUGUUUCUACCUCCAGCCUCACAUGGUGGAGGACCUGAUCUCCUCUCACUCCUUGCUCUCCCACAGUCUGGUAGCUGUGUCAACAGGUUAUUUUAUCUAUGACUUCUUGGACGUGGCUUUGAACCAGUCAUGUAAACGGUCCUGGGAGGUGCUUCUCCACCACUCUGCGGUGCUCUCCUGCUUCAGUAUGUCUGUGACCUCCCGCCUCUACGUGGGCUACUCCACGGUGUCUUUGCUGGUUGAGAUCAACUCAGUUUUCCUUCAUAUCAGGCAGCUCCUCCUCAUGUCAGGAUGGACGAACGCGCCAGGGACGGACAUUACGGCCCCUCGCUCCUCCGUGACCUACAGAGUGACCAGCUGGCUCAACCUGGGAACGUUAUUGGUGUUUCGUGUCUGCACGUUGGCUUGGAUGACCCGCUGGCUGGCAGCUCACAGUGAACGCAUGCCUCGCUACGUCCUGUUGAUGGGGACGGUAGGCCUGAGUCUCAUCUCCAUCAUGAACAUGGUGCUGUUUUACAGACUGAUCAGGGCAGACGUCCUCACCAGCACACAAAACACCAGAAACGACUGCUAG
This is a messenger RNA of Anoplopoma fimbria (sablefish), 750 nucleotides long. Its product is annotated as TLC domain-containing protein 2-like. Bases 1 to 750 code for a protein of 249 amino acids. The record is from RefSeq and is a predicted model, not a curated record. The transcript is spliced from 5 exons. Gene Ontology annotation, cellular component: plasma membrane. Lineage: Eukaryota; Metazoa; Chordata; Actinopteri; Perciformes; Anoplopomatidae. Gene Ontology annotation, biological process: phospholipid homeostasis; plasma membrane organization; membrane assembly.